AUGCAUAUGGAUAAAGGAAAGCAAAAAGCACAAAUACCGGAAAUUGAUGAAUCAGGUGACCACGAUGAAGACGACGCCGAUGAAUUGUUUGAUGAACUUGAGUACGAAAGUGAAGAGCUUGAAGAACUUGAAAGUUUUUCGUCUGAUUGUAUAUCAUCCGAUGAAGAAAGUAUUGUAAAAAAACAAAAGGAUACAAAAAUAGUUGAAAUUGAAAGCCCGGCUGUAUGUUUGGCGGUGAUGGAAGAAAUUCUAACCGAUAAGAAAGUACCCACUGAUGAAAAACCAACAAUAGAAGAACAAUUAAAUAAGAUCAUUGACGAUACAAAUAUUGAAGAAAAAUAUAAAGAGAGUGUAAAAGAGUUAUUUAAAAACAAUAAGAACUUAUUUGCAAAUGGACUAGAAGAACUUGGACGAACAAACCUCGUGAAACACGUGAUCAAGACCCAAGAUGCCGAACCCAUCAAACAACCGCCGUAUCGAUUGGCCCCAAACGAACAAGACUUUAUGACGCAUACGAUCGAUGAAGUAAUCAAUGACUUAUUAGCAGCAACUCCACGUGAGGUUCUGAUCACGCCCCCGCCCUAUAACGAAAGGCAAACUUUGAACGAAAAGUUAUUAGAUGAAGCAAGUCCGAAAGAACAGACCGAAUAUCGAAAGAAGGUUACAAAGCACUAUUAUACGGCCGCGAUCAGAAUUUACUGGUUAUUCGAAAUGUACGGAAUUGAACAAGUAUACCGAACACAGAAGUUAAUUCUAUCCGAUUUCGCAACUAUGAAGGCAGCAGACUUCCGAAGCUUAUUUUAG
This is a messenger RNA of Dentiscutata erythropus, 804 nucleotides long. NCBI's taxonomy places the organism in Eukaryota, Fungi, Glomeromycota, Glomeromycetes, Diversisporales, Gigasporaceae. The record is from the annotation of a GenBank genome assembly.